GUGCCGCCUGGUGGGGUCACGGCGCUUGAAGCCCACGUGCGCCGCCGAGCCCGAGGUGGCCUCGAGCGCGGCGGCUGACAGCACAGCCCGCCUGAGCUGCCUUCCGCGCUCCUACCCGAGGAAAGGAUUUUGAUUUCAAAGAAAGGAAGGAAGGAAGGACAACUCCCAGCUUCCCCGUCCCGCCCUCCCCGCUCCGAGGGCCGGGCCAGGCCAUGCCCAAGAAGGCGGCGGCGGCGAACCAGCAGAAGGGACUUUCCUGGCAGCCCGGCGACGAGGAGCGCGGACAGUGAGUUUGCUCUGCCCCGGUUCAUGGUUCCUGCAAGCCCUCUAGGAGGCCGAAAGCUGCAGCCCCUCCCCUUGCCCCGAAGAGCCUUCCGCGUUCUCUCGCCCUCGGGCCCACCCCGCGCCGCCCGGGCUCCCGCCGCCGCAGCCCAGUGCCCUCUGCCCGCGGCGGUGGAUGGCAUGAUGGUGCGGGGAAGGCACCGCGGCCUUGGCCAGCUGAGUCGCGACGGCCGCCGGGGCGGCGGCAGUGGCCGCGGCAGCGGCGGUGGUAGCGGGCUCCCCAGCGGCAUGCCAGUGCCCCCCGGGCGCGAUGGCUAGCGGCAGCGCCGGGAAGCCCACUGGCGAGGCGGCUUCUCCGGCUCCUGCGAGCGCCACCGGCGGGGCCAGCUCGCAGACGCGGAAGAGGCUGGUAUCCGUCUGCGACCACUGCAAGGGCAAGAUGCAGCUGGUGGCUGACCUGCUGCUGCUGUCGAGCGAGGCGCGGCCCGUGCUCUUCGAGGGCCCCGCCUCCUCUGGUGCCGGCGCCGAGUCCUUCGAGCAGUGCCGGGACACCAUCAUCGCGCGCACCAAGGGGCUCUCCAUCCUCACCCACGACGUGCAGAGCCAGCUCAACAUGGGCCGCUUCGGGGAGGCGGGGGACAGCCUGGUGGAGCUGGGCGACCUGGUGGUGUCGCUGACCGAGUGCUCGGCCCACGCGGCCUAUCUGGCGGCUGUGGCCACGCCGGGCGCCCAGCCCGCGCAGCCGGGCCUGGUGGACCGCUACCGCGUGACGCGAUGCCGCCACGAGGUGGAGCAGGGUUGCGCCGUGCUGCGCGCCACGCCGCUGGCCGAUAUGACGCCGCAGCUGCUGCUGGAGGUGUCGCAGGGCCUGUCGCGCAACCUCAAGUUCCUGACGGACGCGUGCGCUCUAGCCAGUGACAAGUCACGGGACCGCUUUUCGCGGGAGCAGUUCAAGCUGGGCGUCAAGUGCAUGAGCACCAGCGCGUCGGCGCUGCUGGCCUGCGUGCGCGAGGUGAAGGUGGCGCCCAGUGAGCUGGCGCGCAGCCGCUGUGCGCUGUUCAGCGGGCCCCUGGUGCAGGCAGUGAGCGCCCUGGUAGGCUUCGCCACCGAGCCGCAGUUCCUGGGUCGCGCGGCAGCUGUGAGCGCCGAGGGCAAGGCGGUGCAGACCGCCAUCCUGGGCGGCGCCAUGAGCGUGGUGUCGGCCUGCGUGCUCCUGACCCAGUGCCUCAGGGAUCUGGCGCAGCACCCCGACGGGGGCGCCAAGAUGUCGGACCACAGGGAGAGGCUGAGGAACUCGGCCUGCGCCGUGUCUGAAGGCUGCACCCUGCUAUCUCAGGCUUUAAGGGAGAGGUCUUCGCCCAGGACUUUACCGCCAGUGAAUUCCAAUUCUGUGAAUUAGCACCCCACCCCCAUACCCCUUCUUCCACCCCCAGACUAAAGGAAGAUACUUACUCUCUGCCCCUCUCCAUUUAUACCAAAGAAAUCAUAGGUGAAACCCCCUACCCUCCCCAACGUUAAAUGCUCGAGAGGAAUCUUCCACAAGGCAGGGCCAUGCACACAACCUGCACACGCACUUGGAGGGCCCAGGUGUCUGUCCACCAGCCCCCAUGCAGUAGGGACUGGAAGAUAUGUCAUCUGCUGGUUGUGUUACCACUCCCGCCCCCUACCCCAGCCCGUCUUCCGGAAUUUCUCAACUAAAUUUGAUUAUUGGGCAGGAAGGAGGUCAUGGGUUCGUUUCAUUUUUGUUUUUUGUGUUUUUAAUUAAAAGAAAGGUUACCUCAGUUUUCACUCCUUAGACAUGGAUGUAGCUACCUUUUUUUGUAUGUCUUUUUUUUUUUUUAAGCAAUCGUGUUGAAUUAGGAGUAUACUUGGUGUGGAAAGAGUAUGAAUUUGCCAUGUGAUUUGCAAAUGGGGGGAAGCUACUGUGAGCGUGUGUUUUUUUAAUUUACACUAUAGAGUGAUUUUUUUUCCCCCAACGUCAAGUUUUUACCUUGCAUGUACUGGAGUAUUUAUUUCAUCUAUUAAAAUGUUAUGUUUCUCAGA
Gorilla gorilla gorilla (western lowland gorilla) is the source of this 2325-nucleotide messenger RNA. It is a transcript of the gene TLNRD1, whose product is annotated as talin rod domain containing 1. The transcript has a single exon. Gene Ontology annotation, molecular function: actin binding. The record is from RefSeq and is a predicted model, not a curated record. The coding region runs from base 593 to 1681 and encodes 362 amino acids. NCBI's taxonomy places the organism in Eukaryota, Metazoa, Chordata, Mammalia, Primates, Hominidae.